Molecule: messenger RNA, 7105 nt
Organism: Beta vulgaris subsp. vulgaris (sugar beet)
Lineage: Eukaryota; Viridiplantae; Streptophyta; Magnoliopsida; Caryophyllales; Amaranthaceae
Product: pentatricopeptide repeat-containing protein DOT4, chloroplastic
Exons: 4
Coding region: 322-2964 (880 amino acids)
Biological process (GO): RNA modification
Molecular function (GO): RNA binding; zinc ion binding; protein binding
Source: RefSeq, a predicted model, not a curated record
AAGAGCUACUACCUCUUUCUCAUUUGUGCAUAAAAUAAUAAAGUCAAAGUAAACAUAAAUAAUGUCAAAUAUAAUAAAUUAAUAUCAACUAGUACUAAAAAAAAAAAAGCUCUCGUAUAAUUUUCUCAUUUUGGUGGCGAAUAUGGAGAAAGAAGAAAAAAAAAAACCUCACAUAAAUACAUAUGGUAUACAAGUAAAUACAGACGGUAAAUAGCGGGAAGGUUUUGGAAGCGUUGCUUCACUAAUCAGUAAUCACUAUCGUGAACGCUCAACGGCUCAACUGAAGCAUUCUUUCAGUUUCCUUUAGUUUUUCCCGCGCUCAUGUUAACCAUGGCAACAACAACUUCCACCAACAAUUUCACCUUUUGGGUUUCAUCUUCUUAUCAAAAUCACUCAAAAAUUACCCUCAAUCAUCAUAAAUUUUCGUUCCCACUUUUCAAACCCACUUCAAUCAUCAACCCAAAAUCAUCAAGUUUCAUGUUACAAACCCCCAUUAAAACCUCAGCUGUGCUGAAUAAACCCAAUAUAUCACACAAACUUACAGAUUGCAAUCAGAAAAUUCGACAUUUUUGCGAAGUUGGUAAAGUGAAAGAAGCUGUUGAUUUGCUCUGUAGUUCAAUAACGUCGAAUUUAGAGUUGGGCACUUAUUGCUUAGUCCUUCAACGUUGUGCGGAGCAGAAGUUAUUGCGUGAGGGUCGUCGAGUUCAUUCAGUCAUUUCGUCGAACACUUUGCAGGGGGACAGUGUUUUGGGUGCUAAAUUAGUGUUUAUGUAUGUGAAUUGCGGGGAUUUAGUUGAAGGUAGGAAAAUAUUUGAUCAAAUUGCGAAUGAGAAGGUAUACUUGUGGAAUAUAUUGAUCAACGAGUAUGCAAAAAUUGGAAAUUUUAAAGAAGGUGUAUAUUUGUAUAACAAAAUGAAGGAAUUUGGUGUUGAAUCUGAUUCGUAUACUUUUUCUAGUAUUUUGAAGUGUUUUUCAGGAUUAGGGUUGUUAAAUGAAGGUGAAAAGGCUCAUGGGUGUUUGUUGAAGUUGCAUUUUGGUGUUAACACUGCAGUUGUGAACACCCUUAUUAGUUUUUAUUUCAAGUUUGGGAGGGCUGAAAGUGCGCAGAAGCUGUUUGAUGAAUUGCUUGACCGAGAUGUUAUAUCAUGGAAUUCUAUGAUUAGUGGGUAUACGUCGAAUGGAUGUCCAAUGAAGGCGGUCGAUGUUUUUAAGCGGAUGAUUUGCACUGGUGCAUUGCCCAACUCAACAACUUUGAUAUGUGUUCUUGCAGCUAGUGCAGACAUUGGUGUUCUUGGGUUUGGUGGAAUGCUUCAUUGUUAUGCAGUAAAAACUGGUUUUGAUCAGGAUUUGAUUUGUAACAAUACAUUGCUUGAUAUGUAUUCCAAAUGCAGUGAUUUGAAUUGUGCGAUUGAGGUUUUCGAGAGUAUGGGUGAUCGGAAUAUUGUUUCGUGGACUUCCAUGAUAGGUACCUAUGCACGAGAAGGUCUAUCUGAGGCUGCAGUGAAAUUGUUUCAUGAAAUGAAAAACAAGGGUGUUAGACCCGAUACCUUUGCUAUGACUACUGUGUUGAAUGCCUGUGCUUCAGGUGGAUUGUUGGACGAUGGCAAGGAGGCACACGAGUAUCUCAAAAAGCACAAUAUGCAGUCAGAUUUAUCAGUAUGUAAUGCUCUUAUAGAUAUGUAUAUAAAAUGUGGAAGCAUGGAGGAUGCAGAAUUAGUCUUCAGUCAGUUGUCUUCGGUAGACAUAAUCACCUGGAACACUAUGAUUGGUGGUUACUCAAAGAAUGGCCUUCCCAACGAAGCACUGAUUUUAUUUCUACAAAUGCAACGUGAAUUUCAGCCGGAUGGUGUAACCAUGUCUUGCAUAUUACCUGCUUGUGCAAGCCUAGCUGCCUUGGAAAAGGGAAAACAAAUCCAUGCCUACGUAGUCAGAAAUGGACAAUUUUCUGAUCAGUAUGUUGUUAAUGCACUUGUUGACAUGUAUGUGAAGUGUGGGCAACUGGCUUUGGCCCGUUUAACAUUUGAUAUGAUUUCUAACAAGGAUUUGUUUUCAUGGACAAUAAUGAUUGCGGGAUAUUGUAUUCAUGGACUGGGUAGUGAAGCUAGUAUCACUUUUGAUGAGAUGAGAAGUGACGGGAUUGAACCAGAUGAGACUUCCAUCACAUCUAUAUUAUAUGGUUGUGUUCACUCUGGAUUGCUUAAUGAGGGAAGGAGAUUUUAUCACAUGAUGGAAAAGGACUAUAACAUUGAGCUCAAGUUGGAGCAUUACUUUUGCAUGGUGAAUCUCCUUGCUAAUGCCGGUAGGUUGAUAGAAGCAUAUAAAUUCAUCGAAAGUAUGCCACUGAAGCCUGAUUCUGCUUUUUGGGGUGCUUUACUUCAAGGUUGCAGAGUACACCAUGAUGUCAAACUAGCAAAAAAGGUGGCUGAGCGUAUCUUUGAGCUUGAACCAGAUAACACAGAAUACCAUAUGCUUCUUGAAAACAUUUAUGAAGAGGCUAAAACAUGGGAGAAGGUUAAAUGGUUGAAGAACAGAAUCAGCCAUCUUGGACUAAAAACGAAUCAGGUUUGCAGUUGGAUAGAAGUUAAGGGGAAAGUUCAAAUCUUUAUUGCAGAAAAUACGACUGCACACCCAGAGUUCAAAAAGAUAGAGACAUUCUUAAAGAAGCUACGAGUGAGGAUGAAGAAUGAAAAUUACUCUACCAAAGCAAAGCACACAUUGAUUGAUGCACAGGAGUUGAAGAAAGAAGUGUCUCGUUGUGGACACAGUGAGAUAUCAGCUGUGUCUUUUGGAGUUUUGACUUUGGCACCAGGGAAGACUAUACGUGUUACAAAGAACUCAAGGGUUUGCCAUCAAUGCCAUGAAACAGCAAAGUAUAUCUCAAAAGCUGUUGGUAGGGAAAUCGUCUUGAGAGAUUCUCAUCGUUUCCACCAUUUCAAGGAUGCACGUUGUUCUUGUAAAGGUUAAUGUUAAAGAGGUUCUAUAUAGUCUUAACUGAAAACGGCUUGGAGAGCUCCCUGUCUUCUUUCCACCGCUGAUAUAUGUAGAUUGCAGGCCUGUGGAGCUCUCAUAUUAUACAUUGAUGCUAGAACUAGCCAGCAUAGUUUAUAGGCCCAACAACUAUGCUUUGUUUCCACUGAGUGAAAGAUACACAGUCGAAGAUUCAUAUGGGUGAUUUGUGCGAACCAUCAAUCUCAUCCCUCAGGUCGUCAAUCCAACAACAUCAUGGAACCAGCAUGUAUAUCUUGCAUUUCUCUUACUUAGUUUUGGUCAUCUGAGGUGUUCUCUCUGAGGGGAUAAUGGAUACAGUGAUUCAUUAUAGCAGAGUACAGCGUUUGCUUCUGCUAUUAAUGAUCAGAUGUACAUGGAGUACACUGUACAUAGAUUUCCGCCAAUAGACAAGGACUGAAACUUCCAGAGUUGCAGCCUCUACUAAUCACAACAGUCAGGCCUGAAUCCUAGCCCAGGUAAGUUACUUAUAUAGUGAUUCUCUAAAUAUAACGAGGCAUCUUGUAUUAUGAUCCUGGUGUAUUCGAAGUUCCGAUUUAUAGUACUUAAGAUGAAUUCCUAGCUACAUGACUUAUAAAAUAUUCAGCUUUUGUGCCAAUUUUAAGAUAGGAAUUUUUUUUUUUAGACUUAGUUACAGUGCUCUUGUUUGCAUCUGAUCAAUAACCUACUUCGAGGUCGUUCCAGUAUAAAAAGGGGUGAGGUGAAAGUGUCAAUCUUUAGUACUCUUAGCGUAAAAAGUAAAACCAGCUUGUGUUUAUAUAUGAAUGUUUUCUGCAGAUGAUUAUAUUUGUAACAGCCCAUAGGUGUAAGUUUGUUUGGUAAUUGAUUUGGGAGUCAUAGAGGUAUGCGUCGAUGUUGGGUGACUCAUAGAAACCUGAUAUCACGAUGAUGCACUUGCUAUCCAGGUUUGUAAUAUGAUAGCCAAUUCUGAAGUUGGUGACGUGUUGAAAAAGAGCGUAGAAACAGAGGUUCUUUAAUCUUUAAUUUGCAGUAUCACUAGCUCUACUACUAUAUAAGUAUCAGAUGCAUUAGCUACUCUCACAUUUACCUUAGAUCUGACUGCAUGCCCUCGACUCCCCGUAAAUCUAUGAGGUUAAUGACUUGCCUGGCUGUAAUAGGAAUGCGAAGGAGCAGUUUGUGCUCAAGUUUUUAGCUACCAUAAUAUCUGCUUUUUAGCACCAAAUUUUCGUGUCUGUAACCUAGAAAAUUUUGUGUUGCAAAAGCUAAGUUAUACCUCUUAUGUGUUCUGUAACUCUUUCCUUUCGUGAGAAUAUACUUGAUUAAGUAAUUGUACUCUGUAUUUCGGUUCUGACAGACUGACAGUGCCUGAAAGUUAGUUUUCUAUAUUUUGGUAGCCUGGUCCUCCACUUCAAGAUAACUGGUAUCAUCUCCUCUUCAUUUCUUUCAUCAUUUAUCUAUUUUUGUGUCUGUAACUUUAAGUAGAAAUUUGAAUUUUGAUAUAUAGGCAUAGCCAAUUCUACUAUUAUCAUUGUGCUAUAUGUGAUGCAAACAUGUAUUUGUAGUUUUCCAGGAGAUUUGGCUGGGUUUCCUAUGAGAUUUUAUGCUAUACGCUUACGCGAGUUUUAUGUCAAGUACUUGUGUGUGUUGGUUAUCUCUUGCACAUUAGAGAUGAUCCUUGCAUUCUGACUUUCUCUUGCUACUUCCUCCUGUAGUUUGUUUACUGUUUUAGUGUUGAUAGCGUCUGUACUCUGUAGUAUUUAUUUAUGAUCUUUGAAUUCUAAAAUCUGUUUACAGUCAGUGACUUGGUUCUCUAAUGUUGACAAUAUGAGCUCUAUCUUUUUCCUUUCUGAAAAUACCAUAGAAUUGUUGAUUUUCAGGUGGAAAGUAUUCAUUAGUAGACUAAAUCUAUGGGAGCGCCUAUUUUCCUACCUAAUUCUUGUAUGAGACGGGUGUAUACACUAAUGCAUUGUACCAUGAAGGUAACUUUUUGUUUUGUUAGGUCACUUGUAUAAAAAUGAAUCUUUUAAGGUAAGAAGUUAUUUGUCAAACGGAGGGGUAAUUAUUUUAAGUUAAAGAUUACCCUUUAUUUCAAAGUAACACCUUAAUUUGAAGAGUGACCCAUUACAAUAAAUUUAUUGUACAUCUAGUAUAUACAGUACUAAUUGAUUUUCCUAAUAGAAGUGACUUCGCGGGGGUGUUGAAUAUGAACUAGUGGAAUGUUUAAUUAUGUAACCGGAUACUAUUGGAUUAACUGAAUGUGAAAUUUGUCAAUCAUUAACUAAUUCCUACACUGUUUAUGCAUGCUCUUAGUCACAAAUAUGCUUUUAAAUGGGAUCUCAUGAGAGAUUAGCCAAGAGUGCAUCUAUUGAUGUUUGUUGCUCGUGUUCCGAAAAUGUUAUCGAGGCAUGGAUCAUUAAACAUUAUCUUAAACCAACCCGAAUGGCUUCAAAGGCUUUUGGAUACUGCCCUAUGUUUAUUCCUGGUAAAGAUAUGGCUUUAGGUGGUACCUUAUCACUUUAGGAUGCAUCACAUGAGGUUUUCUUCUCAGGUAGUUACUUGUGGGGAUGUCCUCGAAGCCUUUAUUAAAACCUUUAAAUUUAACAAUUGUAACAAGGAUGUUUUGGCCUAAUGGUUAAGAUUGAGGUGCUGUGAACGAUAUGUUACAUGCCCAAAUCCUCCAUCUCAUUUGUUGUACUUUGUACUGCCUUUGUGACUCAUAUGGAUAAAAAAAAUUAACAAUUAUGGGAAUGUUCAGGUUUCAAUGAUUUUUUUUAUAUCAAGGAUCCUUCCAAGGAUAUCGAGAUACCAUAAAAUGCCUGUUACUGCUUAUGAUAAUAUUAUAUGAUGAUAAAAACGAAAAAUGCGCAAUAGUUAUAGACACAUAAAACAAAUGAGGGCCAAUCACGAGCGUAGGGACUUAAAACCUUACAACGAUUAUUUAUUUAUGAGAAACUCAAAGAGGGAAACUGUUUCAUUAAAUCAACGUGAGCAUCAGAAAUAACAGACAACGAAAACUUCGACUCCCACACUCUUUCACCCAACUCUAUUUGUUGAAGGUGAGCCAAAUUAUGUGCAAUAGAAUUACCACAACACUUAAUAAAAGACCAAAUGACAGAAUCAUAACUACUAACAAGACAACAAUAUCCUCUACAAUUAAAUGAAAAGUGCACUCUCCCGAACUUACAAACUUAAGAGUGUUUACUACUCUUAAUAAACCAAGCAUGCACGCCAAUUUCAUUUCUUUAAACCAAGCCAAAAGAAAACAAAAUUUUAAAGUAUCCAACAUGAUAAUAUCUUUCAGAACAUCAUAAAGAAUAAACCCCUAGGAUAGAUUUUUAUUAGAUUCACAACAUUCAUCCCAAUUUCCACAUACCGACAUGCACCACAAAAAUAAAAUCCAAAAACAUUUAAAAGACCAAAAAUAAAAUUGCCAAAACUUGACAAUAUCUACUCCCAUAAUAAAAUGGAUAAAGCAAGAGUUACAACAUUAUUCCAUCAUAAAGUCCAUCAAAACAAGAAAGGUCGAAAAUUAUAUAAAUCAAGUAUACUUUCAAAAACAUCAAGCAAGGCUUGGCCUAGUAAUAAAGGUUUAGUCUCAUAACUUAAAUAUUAUAGAAUCAAACCCUAUUAAGACGUCUCCAAAUUAAGAUUCCUUAUUAUUUCCCAUCAAUAUCAAACAAUCUGACCCUUAAAACUAACUAAAAUUAAAUAUAUCUACAAAAUGUCAAUACAAUAACGUCCGUUAUCUUACCUAUAUAAAAAAAAGGUAUACUUCCAAAAACUAGUACUACAAUUACAAUUUACAUCUACUCCAUUCCAUAUAUAUUGUGGUGAUGUGGUCAAUGAGGCUUCCAUGUAACCCAUCCAAUCAAAACUUAGAUAGACUCAAAUUUCAUUACUCAAACUUUUCUUAAAUACAACAUCUUUCUUUCUCUCUCUCUCUCCUAUUCCAUACCAUUUCUUUCUUCCUUUCACAUACUUAUAAAACUUAGUCGACGUGUACAACUUUCUCACCACUUUCACCUCAAAAAAAAUCAAUCCAAACACCCACACACAAAAAAAAACCUCAAAUCUCCCAUAACAUUCUCAUAUCAUCAAUAUCAUCAUCAUCCCCUUUUUUUCUAUUUCCUCCAAAAAU